Molecule: messenger RNA, 1376 nt
Organism: Mya arenaria
Lineage: Eukaryota; Metazoa; Mollusca; Bivalvia; Myida; Myidae
Product: U6 snRNA-associated Sm-like protein LSm7
Exons: 4
Coding region: 1-429 (142 amino acids)
Biological process (GO): nuclear-transcribed mRNA catabolic process; mRNA splicing, via spliceosome
Cellular component (GO): U12-type spliceosomal complex; spliceosomal tri-snRNP complex; U6 snRNP
Molecular function (GO): RNA binding
Source: RefSeq, a predicted model, not a curated record
AUGCUCCAGUUUGCUGCGGCUUUUCGCCCUUGGCAGUGGUCCUGCAAUCCAGAUCCAAGAGUUGCAGCUCUGAAUCCAAUAGUUCAGAAGAAUGAAGAUUUUCAGGGAGAUAGAGGUGGUGGUGGUGACAAAGAAAAGAAGAAAAAGGAAACCAUUCUCGAUCUCUCCAAAUAUCUGGAAAAGGCUAUCAGGGUCAAGCUUAGUGGUGGAAGGGAGGCCAGUGGAAUUUUGAAGGGUUUUGAUCCACUCCUGAAUCUUGUGUUAGACGACACUACAGAAUUCUUGCGAGACCCCGAUGAUCCAUACAAACUCACAGAGGACACCAGAAGCCUGGGGCUGGUUGUGUGUAGAGGGACUUCAGUUGUGUUGAUAUGCCCAUCAGACGGUAUGGAGGCAAUCGCAAAUCCUUUCAUUCAGCAGGAGGGGUGAACAUUUAGGGCAGAAUAUAUUGUGUGGAUGAGACAUGGCCUGAGUUUAUCUAUUGGACUCAGGAUUAUAGGAAACAUUGUGUUAUAUAAAUUGUGUUAAAAGAAUUGGAAAUUGUGAAACACUUGAUUCGAAACGAUACAUGGUAAUUUUGUUAUGGAGGACUUUGAGGCUAUGAAGUGCAUAAUUGUUAAAAUUGUGUUUUUAAAGUGCUUAAUUUGAGUGGAUUCAUGUUAAUUUUGUUUUGAAAUAGUUUGACACUUAAUUUGAGUGGAUCCAACAUGUUAACAUUGUUUUGAAUGACUUAGAAAACUAUGAAGUUCAUAAUUUAAGUGGAUUUGGUUAAAAUUUGUUUGAAUGACUUUGAGACAAUUAUAUGGUUGUUUGUGAAUUGAAUAAAACAAAACAUUGCUGAAAGCUGGCGUAUUUAACCAACUUUCUACAUUGAAUAUCAACUAUAAGGAUGUAUAUAUCAUGUGCUUCAAUUUAUUCAUUACUGUGUCCAAACUGUAACAAUAAAUAUAGUCUAGAUAAGACUAAGUGCUUUCAAUGCAGGUGUGAUACUUAAUUCGAGACUUGUUUAGGCCUUGGGCCAUGAUUACGAACAGUUUCAAGUCCAAGUCUAGACUCAGGCUCAGAAAAGCGUUUUUAUAAAGGAACAAAAAUCAUAUUUAUUUCAUUUCUUUUACAAAAAUGUAUGUAAAUAAAGGUAAAACAUUCAAAUAUUAGUAUAUUUCAACAUAUUUUACCAUCAAUACUCUGAUAGAAGGAAAGUUACAAUGAAAUGAAGUUUUGCCAUAAUGAAUCUUGAGUCUGAACUCAGACUUGAGACUGUUCGUAAUCACUGCCCCUGGGCUGGUAUUCACGAAUGUUCUGAGUCUGGAUUUGAGACUCUGACUCAGAAAAGCUAAAUUUUGUUGUAAACAUACUAUUAUAGGACCAAAGACAGA